AUGGACGGAAAGAACAAAAAUAUUGAGAAAGAAACACCAUUUGAGAGCUCAGUGUGGCCUAAAUACCCCAUUUCUGCCACCGCUGGCAGUGCCAACCAUUUUAACUACUUGUCCCCAUCAAAUCUUCCUAUAUCCCCUACUUCAUUUAACUAUGUGGGUCUAAAACCCUAUUUCAUGAACCAAGGUGUUGCUGCUGGUACGAGUGUUGGGGGCAGCAGUAGUGGAACUAAGUCUUCUUUCUUCUCAGGAUUAGAGUGUUUUGCCAUGAGAGGUGAGAAUAACAAGGCAGAUCAAAAUUCAUUUCAUCCACCUACUGAGAAAUUGAUUUUGGGAGCUCCUUCCAAUACUGUGGUGGCCAAUGCUGUUCGGGGCCGUGGUGAUGUCAUCAAUGAACAAAACAUGGAUCCUAAAAAGCUUAGAAGGGUCAUUUCAAAUCGAUUAUCAGCUCAGAGAUCAAGAGUGAGGAGGCUUCAACAUGUUUCUGAUAUGGAAAAGAAGGUGGAGUCUUUACAGGUAAACUUCAUUUCUCUUUUAAUCUCUUUAUGUUAUCUUUACAUCUAG
Messenger RNA from Hibiscus syriacus, 561 nucleotides. RefSeq names its product basic leucine zipper 34-like. Gene Ontology annotation, molecular function: DNA binding; DNA-binding transcription factor activity. Bases 1 to 561 code for a protein of 186 amino acids. Gene Ontology annotation, biological process: positive regulation of DNA-templated transcription. Gene Ontology annotation, cellular component: nucleus. The transcript has 2 exons. The record is from RefSeq and is a predicted model, not a curated record. Lineage: Eukaryota; Viridiplantae; Streptophyta; Magnoliopsida; Malvales; Malvaceae.